GGUUACCGGGAAGCUUUCUCGUCGCUUUCUAUCAGUUUGUGAGACAGAGUGGGAGAGAAAAGAGGAGACAAGUGUUUAUUUCAAUAGUUAGAAUUAAUGGAAGGGAUCACUGAAGGAGUGAACAACAUGAGCUUGGGCGUUGAUACCCAGAAGAAGAAUCGGAUUCAGGUUUCCAACACUAAGAAACCAUUGUUCUUCUACGUCAAUCUCGCCAAGAGGUACAUGCAGCAGUACGCAGAUGUGGAGUUGUCUGCACUUGGAAUGGCUAUUGCUACUGUUGUUACCGUAGCUGAGAUAUUGAAGAACAAUGGUUUUGCUGUUGAAAAGAAGAUCAUGACUAUGACUGUGGAUAUCAAGGACGAUUCAAGAGGACGUCCUGUGCAGAAAGCCAAGAUUGAGAUAACGCUCGCUAAGUCUGACAAGUUUGAUGAGUUAAUGGCUGCGGCCAAUGAGGAGAAGGAGGCUGCAGAAGCUCAAGAGCAGAACUGAUUUCUUCUUUUUUUGGGUCUGUGUUUCUCUCCGAAGAUCCGAUUUCUUUGUUCUGUAGCUCGCUGCUUAUUGUUAAAACACUUUGAUUUUGUUUUAUUUAGCGUAAUAGGUGUAGAAGAGAUUAUGUUGCAUAACGGUUUUCGAAAUAUGAAUCCCAUUCGAACCAUAAAAGUAUACCCAAAAAAGUUGUUUAAAAACGUU
This is a messenger RNA of Brassica rapa (field mustard), 690 nucleotides long. RefSeq lists its product as uncharacterized. The record is from RefSeq and is a predicted model, not a curated record. Lineage: Eukaryota; Viridiplantae; Streptophyta; Magnoliopsida; Brassicales; Brassicaceae. Gene Ontology annotation, cellular component: nucleus. Gene Ontology annotation, molecular function: RNA binding.